AAAAAAUGUUUUGUCAAGGAAAUAAAUAUCAGUAACCGAUAGCUCUUUUAACGAAUAAUAACCGCCACAAGUACAUGUGUCAAGAUCCUUGUUUGUCGUUCACAUUCCCGCGUGACGGUUAAUAAAGAAUACUUAGAUAGUGCAGCUGAAUCACCGUCUAACGACUGUAAAUUCGAGCAAGAGAAUACGCCAGGAUGAAUGAAGCUAUAUUGCCUCCUUCGCCAAAUUGGUAUUUGAGCAAUAUCCUUGCUUGCUCUAGACGUGGAACUGUGGCAUGGGGCGCGAGGAACUUUGUCGUCAUUGCCAGGCAGAAAGAAGACAAUGUUAUGCAGUAUUCUGUAAUCAAGGAUUAUUUUAAAGACAAAGUAACUGCAUUAGCAUUUUGUCCUAAACUUGAUAAUCCAGACAGUCCAGAGCUGUUAAUCUGUGGCGGUGAUGAUACCAAAGCUAGAGUUUGGAAUGUGGAUACAUUGGAGUUGGUAGCGGAAUUUGCUUUUGUCGAUGGAAGCAAAUUGAUUGUGGGAGUUGACUGGUCAGCCAAAGAUGGAAAUCUUGCGUGUGCAGUGAAUUUGGAGGGUUGUUUAAUGUACUGUAAUAUACAGUAUAAGACUUCGAAAAUAGUAUCUCUAGGCAAACUAACUGCUACAUGUGUAGCUUGCUGUCCCCAUGACUCUAGUCUUGUAGCAAUAGGUACUAAAAGUGGACUAGUUUAUAUUGUUCAAAAAGAUACAAUAUUGUAUAGAAUGAGAGGACACAAUGAGGACAUAGUUAGUUUAUCUUGGUGUCCUUCAGACAUGAAUGUUUUAAAUGGAGGGAAUAGGAGAGAUUUACUUUUAGCUUCUGGUGCAAAAGAUAGAUCUGUAUUCAUUUGGAGAGCCGGUAGAGAUGGUAGAUAUGAGACUGCUUUAAAUAUACCAAAUACGCCUAUGGCUAUUUCAUAUAAAAGCAAGCUCAACACUCCAAAUGGUACCUGGAUUGCAGUAUGUUGGGCAGAGCCCAAUUUGCUUUUAACUAGUUCUCUUUGGGGUGAACUUCUUUCUUGGGAAUUUUCAAAGGGCAGAGAGAAACCCAAGUAUAAAUUGUUCCAUACAUUCCAUAAUAGAGGAUUAUUUUCGAUAGCUGCUGCACCCAAUUACGAUGGAAUAUCUGAUGAUUUGAAAACAAAUUCCGAGCUCAGAGUCUGGUCUUUAGCACAAGAUCGCUGGGUUAUAUGUUGCAAAUAUAACAGCGAUCCUACGAAAUCGGUGAUCCUGGAGCACAAGAUUCCUACACAAGGAGGAUUCGUCUACUGUAUGAACGCUUGUCCUAUUGAUACCUCACGUAUUGUAUUUGGCGUAGGAGACGCGAUGCUGCGUCUAUGGAACUUAUCUGAACCACACACAACGACUUUCGACGUUAUUAUGCACUGGCAGAAGAUAAAGGGAAAAAUAAGAGUGGUAUCGUGGUUCCCGGAAGAUGAAUCUAUCGUUGCUUUUGGUACUGGAGAGGGUCGCGUUGGCGUGUUUGAUGCAAUUGGAACCAACAAACAACCUAUAUUAUACCGACAGUAUCAUCGAAAUACCAUUUACAAACUCGAAUGGGCUCAACUUAAAGCAGAAUAUUUUUUGUUCUCUUGUGCAGAAGGAGAAUUAAUAGCUUACAAAAAAUCCGCACCGAACAAUGAACCUAUGUCUAUAAUAAAGGAAGGAUGUUUGGAAUUUUCAUGGAAAUCCAAUAUAUGCUUAGCAGUUGCAUUAGAAAAUGGGUCAAUUAUGUUCUACGAUCAGAAGCUGAGAAAACGUGGCAACUCAAUACACAUUUUAAGAAAUGUGGUGAAUUGUUUGGCAUGGCAUCCCGAAAGUACAAUGGCAGAUAAAUGGAUGUCACCGAUUGCCAACUAUUUGGCAGUUGCAUCUGAUUCAUGUAGUAUAAUGGUUUUUGAUAUGUCCAAGCUGAUAAAGAAAUUGGAAGCGACAGGUACCGAGGACAUCAUAGAAAACGAUCAGGAUUGCACGAUGCACAAGAUAGUAGCAACAUUAAACGGACACUCCGAUAAAGUGGUGUGCUUAGCUUGGAGUCCACAUUUCAGUGGGCAUUUAGUGUCUGGUAGCUACGAUAAUAUCGCACAGGUGUGGAACGUUGAAAAACAGGAAUUGAUGGGCACGUAUAUGGGUCACGAUGGACCUGUGCUAUGCUGUAUGUGGAGUCCUCUCAAACCACAGUUGAUAAUGACUGGCUCGUCGGACUUUACGCUACACAUAUGGAAUUAUACUUUAUCAGCACAAUCACCGAAGCAACCUUCUGACAUUAAGGCUUCGAAGAAAAAACAAAAACAACAGAAGAAGUUGAAAAAUAAAACGGAUGAUCAUGAAAAUAAUUCGACUAUAUCAACGAAUCCUGUUAAUCUAUCAUCUGCUGAAGUAAUCGCAAAACUUCAAGUAUCACAAUCGAAAAAGAAAGAUAAAAAAUCAUACUUUAAUAAAUAUAACAAAUUAAUAAAUGACAAAUCUCAAAUUCUGAAUUUCAUCAAGCAUGAUAUAAGAAAUAACCAAACCGAAAAAGAUGACACUUCUACAAACUUGUCUUUGUUUUGCGAAAAGAAGGAUGAUUUUUUGACACUCAUUUCUAAUGAAAAGUUAGCACAUGACAAUUUAGAUAUCGUUACUGAAUUAAAUAUGUGGUGUGAUGAUUUGGAAAGCAAUCUAAUUUGUGCAGCUAACGAUCAACAAUUAAAUGACUUUUUAGUAUCGCUUGCACCUAAUGUUUCCUUGAAAAUGUGGAGAGAAAUGUGCGAGGCGUAUGCUCAUCAAUUGAUACUGCAACACAAUCCGGAAAAAGCGGUGUCAUAUUUACUAGCUAUACAUAAAAUUCACGAAGCCGUAGAAGUAUUUAUAAAUGCUAAGCUGUUUAAGGAGGCUUAUGCACUUGCGAGAUGUAAAUUGGAUGAUGACGAUAUGUUUUUAAAUAAAAUAUUAGAAUCCUGGGCUGAAUGGGCCACUUUUAAAGGUCAUUUGGAGCAGGCAGCUCAUUGUCACGUAAAAUUGGGAUCCUUUGACAAGGCAGCAAAGAUUCUUUCUCAUCGAAAAGACUUAUAUUGUUUGGAGACAGCAUCAGAAUUAGCAUUUUUAAGUGGCGACUAUCUAAAUGUACACAUAGAUGCUCAUGAGACAAUCAUGAGUACGUUCUUAGAACAGACCGAGUUCGAUCUGAUGAAGAUGUGGUUGAAAGGAAAGGAAAAUAAUGGUAUACUACAAAUUCUUGAGGAAAAAUAUGGUACUUGUUACUACGGUCUCUUACGAAAGAAAGAUGAUACCAACAUUGUUCUGAGAAAUAUAACAAACGAUAAAGUGAUGCAAAUAAAUAUUAGUUAUCAAAUUGCCAUGGCGGCUACGUCCGAUAUGAAAGAGAUCCGAUUGAAACAUUUAACAACGGCAUUAGGUAAUGUGUUCGAAUUCGAAAAUAGAAUAUCGAACAUCGAAACAACGACAAAAGGAUUCUUCACGCAUGUUCUCACGAAAUUGGAUACUAAAAAACGAACGGAUGAGGAUAGCAUUUACGCAAAAAGCGAUUAUCCUAUAUCACAGAGUAUACGCGCUUAUUUAUGUAUCGGUAUUCUGAAUUGGUUAUUGAAAUAUUUAGAAAAACUAUCGGUUGAAGAAGAAUUGCAGUUUACGCAGUUAGUAUUAGAUUUGCUAGAUGAUGCCGUAAACGAAACAAAUAUGUCUCAUCAGAAUAAGAUUUCUAAAUAUAAUCAAUUGGAGGAUCAACUUAUGGCUCUUGCCGUAAGUCAUGAGGUGGAGACAAAAGACAAGAUCAAAAAUGAUGAUGAAUAUAGGAAUAUUGAGGAAGAAGCAGAGAAGCUCAAACUCGAUAUAAAUAAAUUCAAUGAAGAUCGAGUUUACAUACCUGAUCCUAACAUCGUUCUUCAGAAAUCUUGUUUUUUACUUGCUAAGAAAUUGAGAGAUAAUAACAAAAAACAACUUUCACGAUUUUUAGAUAAAUUUGGAGAAGACAUAAAAACGUUUGAAGAAAAUUUGCAAUCGGAAAAUGUCUUAUUAGAGUAUAACUGAUUAAAUAAAUGAAACAGUUU
This is a messenger RNA of Acromyrmex echinatior (Panamanian leafcutter ant), 4069 nucleotides long. RefSeq names its product gem nuclear organelle associated protein rigor mortis (gene rig). Gene Ontology annotation, molecular function: protein binding; mRNA 3'-UTR binding. Gene Ontology annotation, cellular component: nucleus; SMN complex. The record is from RefSeq and is a predicted model, not a curated record. Gene Ontology annotation, biological process: spliceosomal snRNP assembly. NCBI's taxonomy places the organism in Eukaryota, Metazoa, Arthropoda, Insecta, Hymenoptera, Formicidae.